ACCUGUCGCCGUCACCUCGAAAAGGAUCACGAGCUUACAUAUAACAAAUGGGCGGGCGAAAAUUCGUUUGAUUCAAUGCUUCCGAAAGCCGUUGCUAAGCGCAGAAAUGACACGCUAAAGGCCAGUGCAAGUCAAACUGGUCUCGACAACCAUCUACAUGAGCGUCCGAAAGCUGAACGUAUCUUGCCAUACUCCGAUAAGCUGUUCCGAGAGGCAGCAACUGAGUGGCUCAUUGCCACAGAUCAGCCAAUACAAGCACUCGACCAUCCUAACUUCCAUAAAUUGGUUGACGUGGCCUCGAGGGCCACAAAUGGCGUCAAAAUUCCAGAUCAGUAA
This is a messenger RNA of Suillus discolor, 336 nucleotides long. RefSeq lists its product as uncharacterized. The transcript is spliced from 3 exons. The annotation marks the transcript as partial. The record is from RefSeq and is a predicted model, not a curated record. Lineage: Eukaryota; Fungi; Basidiomycota; Agaricomycetes; Boletales; Suillaceae.